AUGUCGGAGGAAGUGGACGGAACUGAGAUUUUGGAUGAAGCCAGUCAGCGGCAUCACUUCGUGAAACUGGUCGAUGAGAUAAAAACCGAAGAGCAAGUCACCAAUUUCCUGAAUGAUAUUUUCGAUUUGGACCAUCACGCAUUGGGACCUGCACUGCCAAGCUUAUGCCUUCUAUCUGCAUUAAGCAUUUCUGAAAAGGAAAGGCUACGAUUGGAAAAGAUCUGUUGUCAAGUUCUGCUAGAUGUUGAUACAUCACGUGGCGAUCGGAGAGCGGCUGUGGCUUGCUUGAAAGAAUUUCACAAAGAACCGGCAUGGAUGGAUUUCUACGUACUAGCGGAAGGUAUCGAAGAACCGCAGUUUCAUAUCAUCCGUCCAAUUCUUCCUCGAAUGGAUUCACUUCUGGAAGCCGUCAAAGCUGGAACAAUUAGCUUUGACUAUGCGAAAAUUGUUCUAAUUCGAGCGUUUGUCCAUUCAAACGGCUGGAUUCGUUCGUGGGCCAUAGAGAAAGUCAUCGAAAUCGAUUCCAAGAUUUUGGCGAACAAUUAUGAGUUCAUUCCGGAUUAUGUGAUGCCCUAUGUGAAUAACAACGACGUCUUCUGGAGGAUUCUGGAGAAAAAUGAGAUGAACGAAUUCUUGCACAAGUUUGCGUUGAUGAUUGAAAAUGUGAAGUCGGCCUUGGAAACGGAUGACCUCAAAAUCGACUUUCUCAAAACACUACUUCUUGCCAUGGAAAGUAUAUCAUGCCCAACGGCCAUGUUCUUCUGCUCAACAAUAUUCAACGAGAUCUCGAUAACGCCGCUAUUCAACUACGAGAAAUGCACAUUAUUCCGACGGGUUGUUCUCCGAGCACGCUACAUUCCGCACAAGUCCUUGAGAAUUGUGACAAUUCGCAAUUUGAUUGUCUUCUUUGUGAAAAUCUCAAUAAUUGACAAUGUUAUUCUACGCGAGAUCUCGAAAUUGCUCAAUUUCAUCUCGAAAGAAGCGACGGGAGAGUUUAUGGAUAACACAUUCGCGAAAAUUGAUCAAAUUUUCAAAGAAGCUCAAUAUCGACCGGAAAAGGUUGAAGAUUUUGUGAAGAAAUUCGACGAAUAUGGAAGUCUGGAUCUUGCAAAUUAUGCCCGACUUUGGUGGAUCACGUUGACGAAUGACCCCGAGGCUCAGGAACAGCUUGUGAAGCGGAUUGAAACUGAGAUGACGUCGGUGCUUCGUGUUCAGGACCGCGAAGGAAAUCGGCAGUUCGAGGAUCUUCUAUUCCUUAUUGCCCAAAAGCCGGAGCAUAUUAAAUUCAAUUUGGACUACAUGGAGCUGUGCAAAGAAGUUGCUCUUCGGGUCUCUCGUGCGAAAGGAGUUUUCGAAGAAAUGGAGAUUUUGAAAUCUUUAUUUGGCCCGUUUUUGGCUAGAUAUGGUAGAGGAUCGUGGAAAUCUCUACUAGACGUCCCAUAUUGCAUGUUUAAGUUCCCCCUUAAUCCGACUAUAACGCUUGCAUAUUUCCUAACAUUCUUUGAAAUUUUCCUUCCUCGUGGAGAUGAUGCUAACGAUUUCGAUCUCGACUUUAUUGAAUUCCUUGGUGCCGAUCCGAUUGGAAUUCCGUCUCCUCGACCAGCUGACAAAGAUUAUGAGAAGGAUUGGAACAAGCUGGCGAUUGAAUAUCACGCAUUGCGUCUUGAUCUAUUUCUACGAUGCAUGUCGCCGUCGAAGCUUAAAAAUGACAUCAUCCUUCGAGAAUGCGUCGAGCAGCUUGAUAUUGCCUCGACGUUCCCGAUCAAGGAGAAACUUUGCAAUGUGAUGGCCAUUUAUAUCGCCAAGACAACCGACCUUCUCCUUGUGUUGAGCUGCAUUCGCGCUUGCGUCAACAUUGUGACUGAGGAGAAGAAGUCGUCGAAUAACCUUCCAGCGAUCCGCUGUCUUGUUCGCGUCGCGUUGAGUGCUCGUCUUGGUGUUGAAGCGACGCACGAAAUUAUCAAAAUUUUCGAGGCUCAACUUCUCAUUGCUAGCCAGAAUGUUCAAGUUGCUCUAAUUCUUAUUCAAGGACUUGAGGAGAACUUUGAGAACAUUUCGCCACUUUGGGCGCGAUUUGUCGUGAAAAUUGCCUUAUUUGGACCAGUGCCUAAGAAAGAAACUCGUGUGCUCACGUUUGGCUAUUCAAAAGUGUUCAAUGAGGAAGUUGGACUAGAAAAUGACGAUCUCGAAAGGCUCGAUGAGGUCGUUCAAAAAGCCAGAUUUACUGCUGUCGUCUUUUGCGUCAAAAAAGCGGAAGUCUGCGAGGAAUGGGCGACACAGAUUGCCGAGCGACUAAUGGAAACUUCGAAACUGAACGAUCAGAGCUCGAGCAGGUCAUUUGGACUCUCGAUGGCUCAUCGACAAAAGACCAGAGCUGUUGAGCUUCUUCACUUAGUUGUUCCUCACAUCGUUGACAAUGAUGAGAUCAUGAACGUUUUUCAAUAUUGCGUCGAUUGCAUUGUGGAUCCUUGCCAACAAUUUUCGAUCAAAUUGAUUGUUGAAUGGACGAUUGUUUCGCUCUGUCUCCGAUUUAUCACGUUGUUCGAGGAAAUUAUAUCAGAAGAGUUUGAGAAGUCAUUAGCUGAGAAGCGCAUUGGCAGCAUUUCAUCAUGGAUCAAUAUUUUAACCUUGGUGGCCAGGACCGAUAGUGAAUUGAGCGCGAAAUGUCUUGACAGGAUUGUUGGUUGGACGAGUGCUCAGAAUUUUCCGGUUCGCUGCACUGCUAUUGCAGCUUGUCGAUUGAUAUACAAUCAACUUGAAAUCAAGGAUCGACGAAAGUAUCGAAUUGUGAAAUCGAUCGUCGAAUUCUGCGCUGAGCCGUCCGGCAAUUCAAAACGCGUCAUCGACAAUCUAUGCAACGAUUUCUAUUUUGCCAAAUUGCUUCCAGAGGAACACUUUGACAUGCAAACGGUUUUCAAAGAGAUCCCUUCAAAAACUGGAAUGCCGCCGGAAGAAACAAUACCGGAGAGUAUUAUCGAUAAGCUGAACACCACUAGGGUCAUGUCGUUCAACGACGAUGAAGAUUUUUUAUAUGCCCCGUCCGAAGUGUAUUCAGCGCUAUCGAAGAAUACUAGCAGCGCUCCUGAUAUGACCGUCGAUCCGAUUGUCGAUGAUGAUUCGACGACGGAAACCGACACCGAGGCCACCUCAUUCCAGCGCAAAAUUGUUAAAGACGUUUCGAAGAAGAAUGAUGGCAGUUCACUUAUAGUUGUUGCUUCAUUAGUAGAUAAGCCAAAUAAUCUAGGAGGUAUUUGCCGAACAUCGGAAAUUUUUGGCGUCGACACUUUGGUUGUUUCUGAUGUUCUCGUUGCGCAGGACUCAAACUUCCGAGCGUUGAGUAUGAGCUCAGAGAACUGGCAGAAGAUUGAAGGCGUUCGACCACAGAAUCUGCUUGCCUACCUGGAAAGCUUGAGAAUGAAAGGGUAUACGGUUAUAGCCGCUGAGCAAACGACUGAUAGUGUGAUGAUGCAUGAGUUUGUCUUCCCAAAAAAGUCGGUAAUCGUCAUGGGUGAUGAGAAAGAAGGAGUUCCGGUGAACUUGCUGCGAGCGGUCGAUAAGACGGUUGAAAUCAAACAGCUUGGACACACGAGAAGUCUCAAUGUUCAUGUUACUGCAGCGCUACUAAUUGCCAAAUACGCUGAACAAGUGCGAUUCAGCGCCCAGUGA
Caenorhabditis bovis is the source of this 3666-nucleotide messenger RNA. The record is from the annotation of a GenBank genome assembly. Lineage: Eukaryota; Metazoa; Nematoda; Chromadorea; Rhabditida; Rhabditidae.